Messenger RNA from Cuscuta campestris, 1368 nucleotides. The record is from the annotation of a GenBank genome assembly. Lineage: Eukaryota; Viridiplantae; Streptophyta; Magnoliopsida; Solanales; Convolvulaceae.
GUUAGUAAAAUACAGAGUAUAUUGCCAUUUUUAUUUAAUUGAGAUUUGAGAUUCAAAGUUUAGACCAUGGCUACCGGCGACUGAGACAGCUUUCCUCGGUUCCAGUUUCGCAGUUUUGGCUGGAUUCCUUCCGGUUCUUUCUUCUAGUUUCGAACCCCAAAACACUACGCAGUACCAUUUAGCUACAGCUGUGGCAGGCUCCCCAUUGGGCCCAGGCAUUAUAAGAGAUUGAAAAUGUGGAGAAGAUUUUUCACUGCCAUCUCUACUCCUACCCAUCCAGCUACAGUAUCAUUGCGUUCAUCUCUCGGCUUAUCACCUCCUCGCUUCUCUGCUUCCUCUGGAAAUGUUAACAUAUGGAAGGGGGCUGUAUCUUAUGAAAAUGGCAUUGCAUCAGUGACAUCAUAUCAUAAGGGUCCUAGUUCCAAUGUGUCACAACUCUUCACAUUGGGUCAUAGUUUUCAAAGAAGAGUCAUUGCCACCAUUGGGUCAUCAGGGGAUACUGUUUCUCAAGAUGCUUCAGCUUCUAACUCUCUGGUGACUCCACAUAUUAAGUUUAAGAGGCUAGAUAAGACGGCAAAGCACAUAAUGCAGAUUCUUGAUAAAGAGGCAGUUGAAGAAGUGAAGACACAGAGAGAGAUACUCGAUAUACGACCUGGCUAUAUUUUGCAGCUCAAAGUGGAAGUACCUGAAAACAAGAGACGCGUUUCAAUUAUAAAAGGAAUUGUGAUAGCCAGACGAAAUGCUGGGUUGAAUACCACAUUCAGAUUAAGAAGGCUCGUGGCAGGGGUUGGCGUUGAAUCCGUCUAUCAUCUAUACUCACCCAAUAUAAAGGAAGUAAAGGUGGUGGACAAGAAGAAGGUGAGAAGGGCAAAGCUGUACUAUCUCCGGGAUAGAAUGAACGCAUUAAAGAAGCAAUGAACGAGUCUACCAAAUGGAAUUGGCAAGGUAAAUGUCGGAGUCGAAGAAAUGGAAGGAGAAACCCAUUUUUUUUGCAGUAAUUUCACCAUCCUAAGUAGUGUUGAUUUUAGUGCAAAGAUACCUAUUCUAUAUACAUGCUGGAUGAGUUCUUUAUUUUUAUUUUUAUUUUUUUGCUUUGUUAGAAAUGAUAAUGGAGUAUAUUUUUAACUGGAUGUUAUAUUGUUAUGGAAUCUUUCACUUGGAUGGAUAGACAGAGAGACUACAAUACUGCUUGUUGUUCCACUGAUACUCACCCAAUAUAAAGGAAGUAAAGGUGGUGGACAAGAAGAAGGUGAGAAGGGCAAAUCUGUUCUAUCUCCGGGAUAGAAUGAACGCAUUAAAGAAGCAAUGAACGAGUCUACCAAAUGGAAUUGGGAAAAUGUCGGAGUCGAAGAAAUGGAAGGAGAAACC